Gymnodraco acuticeps is the source of this 4347-nucleotide messenger RNA. RefSeq names its product SWI/SNF-related, matrix-associated actin-dependent regulator of chromatin, subfamily a, containing DEAD/H box 1 a (gene smarcad1a). Gene Ontology annotation, cellular component: nucleus. Bases 1 to 3192 code for a protein of 1063 amino acids. The record is from RefSeq and is a predicted model, not a curated record. NCBI's taxonomy places the organism in Eukaryota, Metazoa, Chordata, Actinopteri, Perciformes, Bathydraconidae. Gene Ontology annotation, molecular function: ubiquitin binding; ATP binding; chromatin binding. The transcript is spliced from 23 exons.
AUGUUCAACUUAGACCGUUUUCGUUAUGAUAAGAAGACGACAAAAGACAACGAAGAGGAUAGUGGGUCCCAAAGUCCCGAGUCUGAGAAGGAGAACAAGCCAGCAAAGAUGAAACCGGUCAAAGCCCAAACAAAGUCCAAUGCCCGAGGAGUGGUUUUUGAGGAAGUCCUUACAAUUGACCUAGAGGAGGAUGAGCUCAUCUCUGAAACAAAAAACAAAACAUUAGCUAGGAAGUUCAAAAACCCCAUAGGAAAAUCAUCAAAAAAUGUGGCAUCAGAUCACACAGAUGACGAGGACUGUGAACUGAAGGAGAAAACUGACAGAUUACUGGAGAUGUUUCCUCAGUUGACAAGAACGCAGGUACUGGAGGUAAUUAAGAACACAAGCACAUUGGAUGGGGCUGCAGCUGAAUGCAUUUUAAGAUUUGGUGAUAAAGAAGCCCCAGACCAAGGCAGGAAGAGAAAGCAGGAUGGAUCCGGCAGUUCUCAGGACAGUGGUGAGGAUCAACCCAGCAAGAAGAACAGGCCAUUAGAGGUUUCUGAUGAAGAAGAUGAGGGAGACAAAAGUCCAAGCCGAGAGAAGAAGGACGCCAUGGUCAGAAAACUGCAGAAAAAGUUUCCUGACCAGGACAAGGAGGAGCUGCGUAUGGUUCUGCAGGAACACGACUGGAAUGUAGAGGAUGCUCUGCAGGUUCUACAGAUGUUCUCAGACCCUGAUGAAUCCAGUUUCAGCUCUCUUGACUCGAAUGAAAACAAAUCCAGGAAAUCCAAGAGCAAGCAAACGUCGAGCAAGGACCACAGGAAGUCGAGGUUACACAAAGAUCACAGAGACAGUAAAAGUAGAAAAGAUCGAAAAGACUCCGAAGACGACAUAUCAAGUGAAUCAGAGGAGAACAAUAAAGGUGAUCAAGAUGGUGAUACAGAAGUUACACAGGACAGUGAGGAUCCAGAUUCCGACAGCAGUGUAGAUUUGAGAAACAAAAGAAGCACUUCAACACUUGUAAAAAGUCCUGACUUGGUUUCUUCAUCAUCCUCUGUCAAGAAAUUCACUACCUCUGCAUUCCUGAUGCCAUCCUCCUCCACCUCUACUGCUCAGAUGCUUUCCAGAUUUGCCAGUGGGACCAGUAUAGCUAAGAAGCAGGCAGCAGAGAGAAAGAAGAAGGUUCUUGCCUCAGAUGAACAUGUCAGUUCUGAGGGUGAAAAUGACGAUGAAGAGGAAACGGUAAGCAGUGAGUUUGAGGACUCGGAUGAUGAGCUGGAUUGUAAAGGUGGCAUGACGGAUCUGAAGAAAGAGAUGCUCCAGUUCUUCCAGGACGCAACGAUCGAUGAGCUGUCGCUAAUCUCUGGGUGCUCUGUUAAAAAGGCCAAGAAGAUUUUUGAACGGAGGCCCUUUGAGGGCUGGCAAAGUCUGGUUGAUUUCUUCACUAAGGACAAGGGACUAUCGGAGAACUUACUGAUGGGCUGCAGAGUUGUCUUAAAAGAGCGGAAGGUUGUCCUGGGGCUGAUGUCCAAAUGUCAAACCAUUUCCUCAAAAAUGGUCAAACAGGUCACUGCGGUAAUGGAGAGGGGCACAGCGGCCCUGAAACAGCCCAAACUCCUCAACAGAAAUAACCAGCUCAAACCCUAUCAGCUGAUUGGUCUAAAGUGGAUGCUGCUUAUGUAUGAGCACAAACUGAGUGGGAUCCUCGCUGAUGAAAUGGGUUUGGGGAAAACUAUCCAGGCUAUAGCAUUUCUGGCCGAGCUGUACCAGAUGGGAAUAGAGGGUCCUCACCUCAUCGUUGUGCCAGCUUCCACCCUGGAUAACUGGGUCAGAGAGAUGAAGCUGUGGUGUCCACGCCUCAAAGUUGUAGUCUAUUGUGGAUCCUUAGAGGACCGCCGCUACCUCAGACACGUACUCCUCGAUGACAAGACUGAAUACAACGUCAUUGUGACCACAUAUAACAUGGCCAUAGGAAACGAUAACGACCGCGGUGUGUUCCGUAAACUGCGUCUGAAGUAUGCAUUGUUUGAUGAAGGUCACAUGCUGAAGAACAUGAACUCUCUACGAUACCGCCACCUUAUGUCUAUUAAUGCAGAACAUCGCCUGCUGCUGACUGGAACUCCUCUCCAGAACAACCUCUUGGAGCUCAUGUCUCUUCUGAACUUCAUCAUGCCUUCUUUGUUCUCCAGCUCCACUCACCAGCUCUCCAAAAUGUUUUCAAUGAAAUCCCAGGAGGAGCAGAGCCGCUUUGAAAGGGACCGUAUUUCUCAGGCUAAACUCAUCAUGAAACCUUUUAUCCUCCGAAGAGUCAAGAGCGAGGUCCUCAAGCAGCUGCCAGCCAAGGUGGAGAAGGUCGAGUCCUGCCCGAUGAGUGAGAAGCAGCAGGUUCUCUACCAGAACAUGUUCAAAAAACUCAAGACUACCAUUAUAGGAGAGAAGCGCGAGUUGUGUAAUGUGAUGAUGCAAUUGAGGAAAAUGGCCAACCACCCUCUGCUUCAUCGACAAUACUACACCACAGAAAAGCUCAAAGCAAUGAGCAAACUCAUGCUCAAGGAGCCAACUCACUUCGAUGCAAACGCUGUUCUGAUCCAGGAGGACAUGGAAGCGAUGUCAGACUUUGAGCUACAUCUGCUGUGCAAGCAGUUCUCCUCCAUCGGCUCUUACCAGCUUGAAACUGAACUCCUGCUUGACUCAGGGAAAUUUCACCACCUCACAGAGCUGCUGGCCUCACAUAAAAACAAGGGUGACCGAGUGGUAUUAUUCAGUCAGUUCACCAUGAUGCUGGAUAUUGUCGAGGUGCUGAUGCGACAUCUUAAGCAUCGUUAUAUCAGACUGGAUGGAUCUACACCCAUAGCCGACAGGAUUGGGUUGAUUGAUGAGUACAACACGGAUCCUGACAUAUUUGUGUUCCUGUUGUCAACACGUGCUGGUGGCCUGGGCAUCAACCUCACAUCCGCUAAUAUUGUCAUCCUACAUGACAUUGACUGCAAUCCCUACAAUGACAAACAGGCAGAGGACAGAUGUCACCGUGUAGGCCAGACCAAGACUGUACAGGUGACGAAGCUGAUCAGCAAGGACAGCAUAGAGGCCAUCAUGCUGCAGCUGGGCCAGAGGAAACUGAAGCUGGAACAGGACAUGACCGCUGCUGAAGGUGGUGAGGGGACCAUACCAGAAGAUAUGGCGUCUUUGCUCAAAGCCUCACUGGGACUGUGAUACACAAACGGAUGAACCGUGAGCCUGAACAAAUAGACUUUUUAUGGCAUCCCUGUGAUUCUGGGCAGACUUCAGUGUUUUGACUGAACACAUUUUUUGUAUCGAUACUGGAAAACUACUGAGAACCAUAUGCCCGCCAUUAAAGAGAAAAAAGUUCUGAUAUUAAGAUCUAAUCUACAUGCUUGAGCUGUGCCUAAAAUAUUGUUUUUUUACAUGCACACACAUCAGUUGUUCCUACUUUAAAUACGAGAGCAGUAUAGAGGCACAACUAAACUGCUGCCUUCUUAAUGUUUGCAUAUGUUACACAAGGAUUCUCUGUUAAAACUUGAUAGAAAGGGUUAAGAAUUUCAGAUCAAACCGUUAGUAAUGCAGCAAGUGUUGGAGUACACUGCACUCGAACAAAAUAAUGUUCUAAGUUCCCAGAACACAUGCAGUCUUAUAUCAUUAUACUCACAUCAAGGUGGUGUUGCUGAUUGGGUAAAUUAUACAUACUGGUGCUCUUGGAUGGAGGAAAUGUUGAACUUCUAGUACAGAAGAUGUAGGAUGAAAGAUCUUUUAACAUUUUUCCUACCCGACAGUGUUGCAUUGUGCCUAAUGUAACACUCUUAGUUGCCAGCUUCUAAAAAGAAGAGUUGUUUACAUCAAAUUUGUUUUGCUUAUUUGGUCCACUGCAGCAGAUUAGAAAACUAUACAUAAAUUGUUCCCAUUUACAUUAAUUUGCUGUGUUACCAUAUUCAAGAUGGCAGUUUUUCAUCAGAAAGUCAACCAAGAAUCUGAUUAAUUGAAUUCUCUGUUAUAUGUCCAGUUUUCACCUUUCUUGGCAAAGACCGAAUUACAUUUGUAUACAGAUGUAACAUGGUUGUGUGGUUGUAGUCGGUGCAAUUAUUCCAGGUUUUUUUAGUUUAAAACUAGAAAAAUGUGAAAUAGAAUGUUUUACAUAUGAACGGUGCAUUAAUUGGUUUCUCUGCUGUUUCUACUCCUUUUUAAAUAUCUUGAGCUCAGUGAAGGAGGAAAGGAUUUGAACAAACAGCUGCUGCAUCCAUGUACUGUAUUCAAAGUGGCUAAUGUAUUGUGAGUGUAAAAGCUUUAAUAAGUAAUUUGUAUGUUUCUAAGGUCUCUGUUUAAAAGUGAUUAAUAAAAAAAUUGAAUAAAUGG